Molecule: messenger RNA, 1074 nt
Organism: Musca vetustissima
Lineage: Eukaryota; Metazoa; Arthropoda; Insecta; Diptera; Muscidae
Product: odorant receptor 63a-like
Exons: 8
Biological process (GO): detection of chemical stimulus involved in sensory perception of smell; sensory perception of smell
Cellular component (GO): plasma membrane
Molecular function (GO): odorant binding; olfactory receptor activity
Source: RefSeq, a predicted model, not a curated record
AGCGAACGUCUACAAAUAGAUAUAUAUCAAUCCAAAUGGUACAAUAAAAGUGUACAAUUUAAGACAAUGAUUCAAUUUAUGAUCCAGCGUACGAAUCAUCUGAUUCUCCUAGAUGUUGGUGGCUUUACAACAAUGUCUAUUGUUACUUUUCUAACCGCUAUUUUAAUCUUCUUUCAAAGUUUGAUAUCAGUUUGGAAGCUAUGGAUGUUUACAUUUUCUCAAGAUAUCAUCUAUGAUAUGAUAAUAUCCGUUGAAAACUCAGAUCUGUUAAAAAAUUUGGAAAUUUUGCAAUUGGAAUUAAUUGACGAUGACAACAUUGUUCGCGACAUAUCCAAAAUUCUCAAGGAUUCAUGGAUUGACAUCAAACGACAGUUAAUGUUAUUAAGGGCAACCGUAUUUGGCAUUUGUAGUUGGUAUUCCGGUCAAUGUUUAAUAUCAAAUAUCUAUUAUUUGUAUAUAAACGAUGAUAAUUCUGAAGAUAAACUACAAUUUCCGUCCAUAACAUGUUCGGGCCUAUUUAGUGUCAUCUCGGUGCAUUGUUUGACACUAUUGAGGGUUUUGCGUACAAUAGUAGCAUAUUGUACUACCGAACGAGUACCACCACAUCAGAGAAUUACAUAUUUGCAAGCCUGUAUUCGAUUGCAUCAGAAUAUAUUAAGUUUCUGCAGUCGUUUGAACAUCCUGUAUCGAAGGCCAUCAAUAGCAUUGUUUAUGACAUGCUGUCUGGUUAUUUGUCUGUUAACCUUUAAGGCCAGUGUCGAUUUGGGCAACAAUAUAUCGGAUUCUAUCAAAGUUGUUCUUUAUCUUUCGGCAGCGUUUUAUGAGUUGUUGAUAUUUUGUCUAAAUGGUCAACGAAUUACUUCGGAGAGUGAUCUAUUACCCGAAACUAUUUACAAUUGUUUGUGGUACAAGGAAAAUCGAAAUUUUCAAAUAAUGAUACAGGUUAUGAUUAUGAGAACUAAUCACAAUAUACGAAUGGAUGUUGGCGGCUUUGCCAGAAUGUCUUUGGUAACACUGUUGACGAUUGUUCGUUCCAGUGUGUCAUAUUUCUUAUUUCUACGCAAUUGUAUGUAG